GAAAUACAAUUAAAACAACAGCCCCUCGAACUUUCUUUCUCUACGAUCUUCUCUACAUGUACGCUCUCCCUCCUCCGCCGUACAGCACAUGGCUAAAGCCAAGCCCGCCCGCCGUACCCUCGAUUCUUACACCGUUAAGCACAUCAACAAGACCAUCCGCCCCGGCGACUGCGUUUUGAUGAGGCCUUCGGACUCGUCAAAGCCGUCGUACGUGGCGCGCGUGGAGAAGAUCGAGGCGGACAGCCGUGGCACGAACGUGAAGAUCCACGUUAGGUGGUAUUACCGGCCGGAAGAGUCGAUCGGAGGACGCCGGCAAUUCCACGGCUCGAAGGAGUUGUUUUUGUCCGAUCAUUUUGAUAUUCAGAGUGCCGAUACUAUUGAGGGCAAGUGUACGGUGCAUAGCUUCAAGAGCUACACUAAGCUUGAUGCCGUUGGAAAUGACGAUUUCUUCUGUCGUUUUGAGUACAAUUCGUCUACUGGUGCUUUCAAUCCAGACCGAGUCGCCGUGUACUGUAAGUGUGAGAUGCCUUAUAAUCCUGAUGAUCUCAUGGUUCAGUGCGAAGGAUGCAGUGACUGGUUUCAUCCAACUUGUAUAGACAUGACCCAAGAGGAGGCCAAAAAGGUUGAUCACUUCUAUUGCCAUGAAUGUUCCUCUGAGGAUCAGAAAAAAUUACAUAAUUCUCAUGUUUCUACCAGAAAUGCUGACGCUAAGGUGGAUACAAAACGCCGUCGGAGGUGAUACACAUGAUAUGCGAGAAGCAGUGAAACCGUGUUUCGGUGCAAUGCAAACAAACACUGAGGCAGUAACGAGAAAUUGAAACUUCUGAGAUGUAAGAAGGGAACCAGUUGGGAAACUCUGUCUAUGUCUAUUUGCUUUGAAAGACAGUUAAGCUUGUUUCCUCUGAGGGUCGAGGAUGUGUUUGGUUGUGUGUAACUAUUUUAGAUUCUCCUUUCUUUUCCUAGCUUCUUUCUCUUUCUUCAAGGGCUCUUGUUGUAUUAUCCUGACUAAUUUCAACUUAACGAGUCAUAGAUGAGCUCUUUGAUGUAUGUAUAUGUUUGGUGGCUUGUUUCUAUGUAGCUGGAAUGAGUUAUAAAGUGUAGGCAUGGAGCAGCUCUGUAUUUAUCUCCUCUGGAGUUCUUUCAUCAUCUUCUCUGUUCAAGUUUCA
Molecule: messenger RNA, 1166 nt
Organism: Sesamum indicum (sesame)
Lineage: Eukaryota; Viridiplantae; Streptophyta; Magnoliopsida; Lamiales; Pedaliaceae
Product: chromatin remodeling protein SHL
Molecular function (GO): chromatin binding
Source: RefSeq, a predicted model, not a curated record